AUGGCCUGGAGCCGGGGCCACAACCUCUCGGUGCAGGGGCCCUUCAUCCUGUUGGGCUUCCCAGGCCCUCAGAGACUGCGCGCCGGGCUCUUCCUGCUCUUCCUGCUCAUGUAUGUGCUCACACUGGCUGGGAACACGGCCAUCAUCUCCCUGGUUGCCGCGCACCGGCGCCUCCAGACGCCCAUGUACUUUUUCCUCUGCAACCUGUCCUUCCUGGAGAUAUGGUACACCACGGCCUGCGUGCCCAAGGCCCUGGCCACCUUCGCCUCCCAGAGCGAAGCUAUCUCCUUCGCCGGCUGCGCCGCGCAGAUGUACUUCGUCUUCUCGCUGGGCUGCACCGAGUACUUCCUGCUGGCCGCCAUGGCCUACGACCGCUACCUGGCCAUAUGCCUGCCGUUGCGCUACUGCAGCAUCAUGACUCCCAGGCUCGUGGCUUGGCUCGCCCUGGGCUCCUGGCUGAGUGGCUUUGCAGCCAUCGCGGGGCCCGCUGCGCUUGUCGCGCGCCUGUCCUUCUGCGGCUCUCGCGUCAUCAACCACUUCUUCUGCGACAUCGCGCCCUGGAUAGUGCUGUCCUGCACCGACACGAGGGCGGUGGAGCUGGCUUCCUUUGGCAUCGCCUUCUGCGUCAUCCUGGGGUCCUGCUUCAUCACGCUGGUCUCCUACAUCUACAUCAUUGGCACCAUCAUCAGGAUACCCUCGGGCGCCGGCCGCCACCGGGCCUUCUCCACCUGCUCGUCCCACCUCACGGUCGUGCUCAUUUGGUACGGCUCCACUAUCUUUUUGCACGUGAGGACCUCGGUAGAGAGCUCCUUGGAGUUGACCAAGGGCAUCACAGUUCUCAACACCAUUGUCACCCCGGUGCUGAACCCCUUCAUAUACACCCUGAGGAACAAGGAUGUGAAGGAGGCUCUCCGGAGGACGACCUUAACAGGGGAUGCUUUGGCCCUGAGUUUCCAGGCACAGAUUCUGGAAGAAAAAUGGGAACUGGUGGCCCCCAAGGGUGCUACCUGUGGCACCUGCAGCACCAGGUGUUGUUCCAAGUACCCCAAGGAGGACUGGGUCUUGGGGAAACAGCCUCUUCGGGGGCAGCAACACGGGAGCCUCCAGAGUCCACCCGCUUCUCAGUCGGCGCCGCCUGCUCUCCCAGAUUCCUUUCCUCCGAGGCAGGUGGGUCAGUGGGUGCUCCUGAGGGACGGCGGGGGCACCGGGGCUCCCUUUGCACCCGCGGGGCGGCCCUCUCCCCGCCGCCGAGCCUCCGCCUACGCUUUUGUACCCCGCUUCUCGUGGCUCCCCAAGCCUACAUCCUCAGCCAAGCGUGGAGACUGCGAGCAAGAGAUGGCGCGCUCAGUGCCUGCUGCCUCCCGCCUGUUGGCCAUCAGUCCGCGUGCGCUCUGGCCAGUCCUGGACAGCGCCUUUCUGGUCCAGAAACCUCUAUCUGUCCUGGGCCUCCCUCGCCAGGAGCGCGGCCAUUACUAG
Molecule: messenger RNA, 1476 nt
Organism: Nycticebus coucang (slow loris)
Lineage: Eukaryota; Metazoa; Chordata; Mammalia; Primates; Lorisidae
Product: olfactory receptor 287-like
Exons: 5
Coding region: 1-1476 (491 amino acids)
Biological process (GO): G protein-coupled receptor signaling pathway
Cellular component (GO): membrane
Molecular function (GO): olfactory receptor activity; G protein-coupled receptor activity
Source: RefSeq, a predicted model, not a curated record